Molecule: messenger RNA, 8156 nt
Organism: Mobula hypostoma (lesser devil ray)
Lineage: Eukaryota; Metazoa; Chordata; Chondrichthyes; Myliobatiformes; Myliobatidae
Product: disco-interacting protein 2 homolog B-like
Exons: 40
Coding region: 447-5198 (1583 amino acids)
Source: RefSeq, a predicted model, not a curated record
AGAGAUUUAACCGCCCACCCCACUAGGAGAAAAUCUGCCCAGCGCUCUGCUCUCAGCUCCUCACUUCUUGCCUCUUGCCCCUGCUGAACUAAUCUCUGGUGUUGACACAGCUCCAGCUCCGAUCCUGCAUUUCAAAAUCCUCCCGGCCCCCGUGCACGGUAACGGCCCAGUUAAUCUUCCACAAACAAGAGAAAAUCUGCAGAUGCUGGAAAUCGAAGCAACACACACACACACACAACAUGCUGGAGGAACUCAGCAGGUCAGGCAGCAUCUAUAGAAAAAAGUACGGUCGACAUUUCGGGCUGAGACCCUCAGCAGGACUGUUAAUCUUCCACCCGUCGAGGGUCUGACUGCCCACACGAGUCCCAGUCACCCCUCCACACUUUCAAACCGGGAAAAAGUAGCGGAGGUGCCGGGGUGCGAAAGGACGGGACUCCGGACAGGUAAUGAGCGAGCGGCCGCUGGCGGCGGGGGCUUUGCCCCGGGAGGUGCGGGAGCAGCUGGCGGAGUUGGAACUGGAACUGUCAGAGGGAGACAUCACACCGAAGGGAUAUGAGAAGAAGAGGGCCAAACUCCUGGCACCUUUCCUCGCACAGCCCACAGGCUCAGAUCCCACCCCACCGAGUGACCGGCCACCACAGCCCGCCCCCUCACGUUCUCGCCGCUGCAGGUCUCGGGGCUCUCGGGAUGAGCGAUAUCGUUCUGACAUCCACAUGGAAGCGGUACAGGCAGCACUGGCCAAACACCGAGAGCAGAAGCUGGCGCUGCCCAUGCCAACGAAGAGACAAUUGGUGUCUGGAAAGACCCCAGCUAAACCGGCCACUCCACCAGACACGUCCAGCGCCUCUGAGGACGAGGGGUCUCUUGGUACCGGUGGUCUGCAUCCAGUGGGCUCCCAGGACACUGCGACCUCAGACCACUGGAUCAACCAAUCAGUGCAGGGCUCCUCCACCUCCUCCUCAUCUGCCUCGUCCACUCUGUCGUACAGUGAGGGGAGGGGUUCUUCGCCAGGUGGGGCUCUGCUGGGAGAUGUCGCUGCCUUCCCACGCACUGAGAACCAGACGGCUCCCCCGGAUGUCACCUCCACGUCUGGGUCGGAGGGUGUGGGGAGCCAGGACCAGCGACCCCCAUCUGUGCACCGUCUGAGCCAGGAGCCGGUCCUGGACACAGCAGCAGCUCCCUCCCCUCCCCCAGUGAACAGCCGUGUGUCGGUAAAGAUCCAACAGUUGGUGAACACCCUUCGCCGUCCAAAGCGCCAGCCGCUCGCUGAGUUCUUCCUCGACGACUCGCAGGAGAUUGUUGAAGUGCCCAGCACCGACACCCAGCAGCCACGGGCGGAGGGCAGUCCCAUGACCUCAGUGCGGGGGGAGCCCCUGGGUGCCGUGGGGAACUGGCCCCCAACUCUCGAGGCUGCCCUGCAGCGCUGGGGCACCACCCAGGGGAAGGCGCCCUGCCUGACUGCACUGGACUCCUGUGGGAGGGCUGGGACCACUCUCACCUACGGGAAGUUGUGGACACGGAGCCUGAAGCUGGCGUACACCCUCCGGCACAAAUUGGGCAUGCGCAGCGAGGUGACUGUUUCCCCCGGAGACCGGGUGGCUCUGGUCUACCCCAACAGCGAUCCUGCCAUGUUCCUGGUGGCAUUCUGCGGCUGUCUCCUUGCUGAGGUGGUUCCUGUCCCCAUUGAGGUCCCCCUCACCCGGAGGGACACGGCUGACCCGCAGCUGGGCUUCCUGCUGGGCAGCUGUGGGGUGAGCUUGGCCCUCACCACCGAGGCCUGUCUGAAGGGGCUGCCCCAGAGUCAGGGCGAGGUCACCCCCUCCAGAGGGUGGCCACGGCUGAAGUGGGUGGUGACUGACUCCCGGUACCUGGUCAAACCCUCCAAGGACUGGAGACCCUCGUUCCGACUGGCAGGUCCUGAGCCAGCCUACAUAGAGUACAAGACCAGUAAGGAAGGCAGCGUGAUGGGUGUCUGUGUCUCGCGUAUCGCCCUGUUACGACACUGCCAGGCCUUAACGCAAGCUUGCAACUACAAUGAAGGGGAAACGGUGGUCAACGUGCUGGACUUCAAGAAGGACGUGGGUCUGUGGCAUGGCGUGCUCACAAGUCUGAUAAACAAAAUCCACACCAUCAGUGUUCCUUAUGCUGCCAUGAAGGCAUCACCCCUCACCUGGGUCCAGAGAGUGGCCGCACACAAAGCAAAGGUGGCUCUGGUGAAAUGCCGGGACCUUCACUGGGCCAUGGUCGCCCAACCAGAGCACCGGGACUUCAGCCUCUCCUCCCUACGACUGCUGAUCGUGGCCGAUGGUGCCAACCCAUGGUCCGUGUCCUCCUGUGAUGCCUUCCUCAGCGCCUUCCAGAGCCGGGGCCUGAGGCCCGACGCCAUCUCUCCCUGUGCCUCCUCACCCGAGGGUCUCACCGUGGCCAUCCGCAGGUCGGGACAGCUGGGAUGUGGGGACCGCCGGGCCGUGCUGUCCUUGGAAGGUCUCAGCCACGGGCUGGUCCGCGCCAACCCUGAGGACAAGAGCAGCGCACUGACUGUGCAGGACGUGGGACCCCCACUUCCCGGAGCUACGCUUUGCAUAGUCAGACUCCAGGGACCCCCAGAGCUGUGCCGGACUGAUGAGGUUGGAGAGAUAUGUACCAGUAACCGGGUGAAUGGCUGCCAAUAUUAUGGACUGCCUGGCCUGACCCGCAACACUUUUGAGGUCUUUCCUAUCAACUCUGAGGGCGCUCCCAUCAGUGAAGCUCCCUUCGUACGGACAGGAUUAUUGGGAUUUGUGAGCCCCGGUGGUCUGGUGUUUGUGGUGGGGAAAUUGGACGGGCUGAUGAUGGUGAGCGGCAGGAGACACAACUCAGAUGACAUCGUGGCCACGGCCCUGGCUGUUGAGCCGAUGAAGACUGUUUAUCGGGGAAGGGUGGCAGUGUUCUCGGUGACGGUUCUGUAUGAUGAGCGUGUUGUGCUGGUGAUUGAGCAGCGACCUGAUGCGGCUGAAGAUGAGAGUUUCCAGUGGAUGAGCCGCGUGCUGCAGGCGAUUGACAGCAUCCACCAGUUGGGCGUGUACUGCCUGGCCCUGGUGCCGGCCAACACCCUCCCAAAGACGCCGCUGGGGGGGAUCCACAUUCCCCAGACCAAGCAGCGGUUCCUGGAGGGAGCUCUUCACCCAUGCAACGUGUUACUGUGUCCCCACACCUGUGUCACCAACCUGCCAAAACCCCGGCAGAGGCAACCAGUGGGGGUUGGACCUGCGCCGAUGAUGGUGGGGAAUCUCGUGGCUGGAAAGCGGAUUGCGGAGGUGUCUGGCAGAGAGCUAGUGGAGGACCUGGAAUGUGGAAGGAAGCUCCAGUACCUGUCAGAGAUACUCCAGAACCGAGCUCAGUCCACCCCAGAUGAUACCCUCUUCACUCUGCUCAGUGCCAAGGGGACACCAGCCUGUUCAGUGAGCUGCCUCCAACUGCACCGGCGAGCAGAGAGAGUAUCCGGUGCACUGACCGAGCGGGGCAGGUGCACGGCCGGGGACGUGGUCGUCCUGCUCUACCCCCCCGGGAUCGAUCUCAUCGCUGCUUUCUAUGGCUGCCUGUACACAGGAUGUGUCCCAGUGACUGUGAGGCCCCCCCACCCACAGAACCUCACCGCCACCCUCCCCACCGUUAAAAUGAUUGUGGAGGUCAGUAAAGCGGUCUGUGUCCUGACUACACAGCCGAUCUGCCGUCUGCUGCGCUCCAGGGAGGCCGCGGCGGCAGUGGACAUCCGCAGUUGGCCCCAGCUCAUCGAGACGGAUGACCUUCCGCGGCGGAAAGUGCCAGAGGUCUACACCCCCCCCACACCCGAGAUGUUGGCCUAUCUGGAUUUCAGUGUGUCCACCACGGGAAUGCUGACUGGUGUCAAGCUCAUCGGAACGCGUGAACCGCUUGCCGCAGAAGAGCCAGUUGCAGACAAAGGGCCUCUCGCCCGUGUGCCACCGCAGGUGGGCUCGCAGAUCUCCCACGGGGCAGUGAGCACUCUAUGCCGAUCCGUCAGGCUGCAGUGUGAGCUGUACUGCUCACGCCAGAUCGCCCUCUGCCUCGACCCCUAUGGCGGCUUCGGCUUUGCACUCUGGUGCCUCUGCGGGGUGUACGCGGGACACCACACACUGCUGAUUGCACCGGCGGAGCUGGAGAACAACUUGUCGCUUUGGCUGAGUGUGGUCAGUCAGUACCGCGUGCGCGAUACCUUCUGCUGCUACGCCGUCAUGGAGCGGUGUACGCGUGGCCUCGGAACGCAGACCCACGUCCUCAAGGUGCGAGGGGUGAACCUGUCGUGCGUGCGGACUUGCGUGGUGGUGGCGGAGGAGAGACCGCGCACCAGCCUCACCCACUCCUUCUCGAAGCUCUUCAAGGACCUGGGGCUCUCACCGCGGGCCGUCAGCACCACCUUUGGCUCCCGAGUCAACCUCGCCAUCUGCCUACAGGGAACAACAGGACCUGAUCCCACCGUGGUGUAUGUGGACUUGAAGGCCCUGAGGCAUGACAGGGUGAGGUUGGUUGAACGUGGAUCCCCGCAGAGUCUCCCCUUGAUUGAGUCUGGCAAGAUAUUACCAGGGGUCCGGGUGAUCAUCGUGAACCCAGAGACCAGGGCACCCCUGGGAGACGCCCAUCUGGGUGAGAUCUGGGUGAACAGCCUCCACAACUCUAGCGGCUACUACUCCAUUGAGGGCGACGACUCCCCUCGAACUGGACACUUUGAUGCCCGGCUCAGUUUCGGAGACACACAGACAUCCUGGGCCAGGACCGGGUACCUGGGCUUUGUCCGGCGCACCGAGCUCACCGUAGGAGGUGGAGACCGACACGACGCUGUGUAUGUAGUGGGUGCACUGGACGAGACUCUGGAGUUACGGGGACUCCGUUACCACCCUAUUGACAUCGAGACCUCCGUCUGCAGGGCCCACCGAGGCAUCGGGGAGUGUGCGGUGUUCACCUGGACCAACCUGUUGGUGGUGGUAGCAGAGCUGACCAGCUCGGAGCAGGAGGCUCUGGACCUCGUGUCACUGGUGACUGGAGUGGUCCUGGAACAGCACUCGCUGAUCGUGGGCGUGGUGGUGGUUGUCGACCCCGGGGUUGUGCCCAUCAACUCGCGUGGCGAGAAGCAGCGCAUGCACCUGAGGGACAGUUUCCUGGCUGACCAACUCGACCCCAUCUACGUCGCCUACAACAUGUAGUCCCGGCGGGAGGGAAGGGGGUGGUCAGGGCACGGGGGCGGGGAAGGUGCUGCUCGUUUGCGGUGAAUGGGGGAAGAUGAGGGUGCCCGUUGGUGGAUGGGGGGAGGGAGAAUGCUGCCAUUGUUGGAUGGUGAUGGGUGCCUCAUCUGUUGGCUAGUUAAAAGGGUGCCUGUUGUUGGGUGGGUAGGGAAAAGAGUCCCAGUGGGUGUUGUGUGUUUGUGUGUCGGGUGCAGGUCUGGUCAAUCAGUGAUGGACUUUAGAGUUUUGAGACAAAGUCCAGCCCCAAGGGAUCUCCAACCCAUUUCCUGCACUCUCUUGUUCCCCCCACCAUCACCACAACCCAGGACAGUUCUCAUUCUUUCUGCAUCAGUUGGGAUCACCCCCCAUCCCUCUUCCCCUUUCCUCUCCUACCUUCUCCCUCCCCCUCAUCCCCUUUCUCCUCCUCCCCCUCCUCCCCUGUCAUUUCCCCUCCCCUUCCUGCCAUUUCCCUUCUCUCCCACCCUCCCCUUUUCUACCCCUCCCCCUUCUCUCCCAUCCUCCCCCUUCACUCCCCCCUCUCUUCCCUAAUUCCCUCCAUCUAACCUCUCCUCUCCCUCUCUUACCUCCUCCCUCCCUCCUGCUCGUUCCCUCCUUCCAUUAUCCACGUCCUCCUUCCUACCUUCCCUCUUUGCUCCUCCUUCUGACAACUAAACAUGAGCUGUGACCCUGGUGCAUUCGCUUCAGAGUGGAUGGAGGUUUGUGUGGUCGACCUCUUUAUCCCUCCUGCACUCUCUUGCCCCCCACCUUGUGUAAAUAUACACAAUGAUAUAUGUAAUUUAUUCAUAAUUUAAUGUUCAUCAACUUGUCCCGUAUGUGAUCCACCCUGCCUGCGUUCCUUCUGUACAGUCUGAUCCAGCCCUCCUUCCCCAAGCAUCCAGUAGAAAGCAGUCCUGCAGGGAGUCUACACGCAAAGACUUGUGCAUGUCACAGGGCGUACCACAUCAGAGAAAUCUGUGGGUGUUCUUCAUGCUGGGCACCUGAUGCUUGAUGUCUGUCUGUGCAUGAGGCUUUGGAUUCCAGCAUCUGCCUUUUUUCCUGUCUCUGCACCCCAGUAAAUAUCCUCCACACCUCUCCUGGCACCUCCCAUGUCCAACCAUGGGUCCUCACCGUACUCAACUAGGUCCCUUACCCCAAUUGGUCCAUGCUGACCUUGAUAUCUAUCUUCCCUGAUCCCAUUAUCACUGUAACCCUCUGCACCUGUCCCAUCCAAGUACCUGCCCUAACAUUGGAAUUGUCCCCUCCUCCACCACCUCCUCCAGGAGCUCAUUCCACCUACUCACCAGCCUCGGUGUGGAAAACCUUUCUCUCAGAUCUCCACUCUCACCUUUAGAACUAUUAGACUCACCAACCUUGUGACCACCCAUGUUAACUGAGCCCCUCGUGAUUUUAUAAACCCCAGCUCCUGCAAUCCAAGGAAAACAGUUUCAACCUCUCCUUAUAGCUCCAAUCCUUUGUGAACUUCUUCUGCACCCUCUCCUGCUCAAUCCCAUCCACCCUAUCGUUGCGAGACCAGAACUGUACACAGUACUCCAGGUGAGGUCACAACAAUGUCUUGUGUAGCUGGAACACGACAUCCCAACCCCUGUAGUCAGUGCCCUGACUGAAGGCCAGCAUGCCAAACGUCUUCUUCACCACACUGUCCACCACUAUGUUUAAUAUCCCUAAUAGCCCAGAAAAUAGUUCAUCAAACACUUAUUUGCCAGGCUCAAUGUCUGUCCCAUCCAUGUAUAUGUUCAAGGGUCAACUCUGCCAGCCCUCUCCCACAUCCCCCAACAAGUUCCAUGGAUUAGAUAGUAAAAGACUGUCUGGUCUAUCUAUGCCUCUCAUAAUCUUAUAAACCUCUAUCAGGUCUCCCUUCAGCCUCCUCCACUCCAGAGAAAACAACACAGGUCUCUCUAACUCUUCCCUCCUACAUAGCUGUCCAUAUUACUUCCAUUCAUUGGUCUCUUCAAUGUCCUUAAUGUAUCUGCCUCUACUACUACCUCUAGAGUGUGUUCCAGGCACCCACCACUCACAAGGGUUUUUUAAAAAAAAAAGUUAACCUCUGAAUUCCCCCUGAAUUUUCCUCCAAACACAUUAAAAUGGUGCUCUCUUGUUUUAGCCAUUGCCACCCUGGGAUAAAGGUGCUGGCUGCCCACUCCAUCUUCUCCAUCAAGUCACCUCUCACCCUCCUUCACUCCAAAGGGAAAAGGCCUAGCUCACUCAACCUAUCCUCAUAAGACAUGCUUUCUAAUCCAGACAGCCCUGCGCAUCUUCUCUAAAGCUACCACAUUAGUGACCAGAACUGAACACAAUAUUCCAAGUGUGGCCCAAUCAAGAGUUUUACAGAGCUGCAACAUUACUUUGCAGCUCUUGAACUCAGUCCCUGACUAGUAAAGACCAAUGCACCAUACACCUUCUUAACAACCGUAUCAACUUGUGCUGGAUCUAUUGAUGUGGACCCCAAGAUUCCUCUGUUCCUCUACACUGCUAGGAAUCUUGUCAUUAACCCUGUAUUCUGCCUUCAAAUUUGACCUUCCAAAAUUAAUCACUUGCCACUUUUCUGGGUUUAACUCCAUCUUUAAGUUUGGCCCCUCCUAGGAAUUCCUCUCUGCCCUGGAUUGUGGGAUAUAGGUUCCCUGAGUUUCAGCAGGGAGGAGUGUAAAUCCAGCAAUUACCCAACAGCCCCUCACUGACAGGAGGGAGGGGGGAGGUGAAGUGACAGGGAACCAGAGGAGGUUGGGGAGGAUAGGGGAAGGGGAGGAUAGUGGAAAGGGAGAACAGGGAGGUAGUUCCCAGUGACUGACCACAGAGCCAGUGAGGGCUUUUGGUGGUGUGUGCCCUCUCCUGGAAGGUGUGGGGGUGACCCUACUCCCACCCAACCUACCUCUGUACAUUUUACUGUCUGUUUUAUAUCAAGAUGGCUGGAGAUUAAAGAGA